AUGGAGUUGAUGACGCGCCUGAAGCAGGCUUCGGAUGACACAACUCCAGUAGAUAUUGCCAACAACUUAGAAACAUUACAAUUCGAAAGUGCUCUGUCUGCAGAGGAAACACAACUUCUUCAUCUCCGUAACAGGACACAUGCCAUCACCGUGUCUUCAUGUGCCCAAGCAACAUAUUUUGCAAGUGUCCUACAUGAAGCAAGACAGUUGAAAAAACAGCUUAAAAGUCCACAGAAAAGAACUGCCAAGAUAUUACAGGAUCGUGAACCUCGUGACCCACUGAAGGUUGGAAUCAUAGGAUGUGGUCGUUUAGGGAGUCAGCUUGCUCAUUGUCUGCUUACUUAUGGAGAUAUGAACCCUAAAGACUUAAAAAUAUCUACAAGGCGACCGGAGACCCUUGAGUAUUUAAGAAACAAAGGAGUGGACUGUGCCCAUGACAACAUUAAGUUGGCAUCAACUUCCCAUUUAAUAUUUCUAUGUGUGCUUCCAUCACACAUUCAAACUGUCGCUGAAGAAAUUUGUGAACAUUUACCACGGGCAUCUAUAGUGUAUUCCUUUGUCAGUACAUACACUCCCAAGAGACUUAAACAACUGCUGGGUACCAGCAGUGUGAUGAAGCCAGAGUAUAGCUGGUCAGAGGAAAGUGAGAGGAAUACAUGGAAUUGUAAUAUCAAUGUAAACUCAGCCCUCGAGGAUCCAGAGAUUGUAGAAAAAACAUGUCCCAUUGGAUACAGGAAAACAGAAUGUGUUGUGAUGUGUGAAGAGAAAUUAGCAGAGAUUAUCAUAUUUGCUUUUAUCAACAUGGUAACAACUCUACGUGUGAACAAGGAGGAUGCUCUCAGUAUCCUCCACAUUGUCAUGUUUGAGGAUAUCCCGGAGGACCACCUGCGUGAGGAGGACUUCAUUAGGAGCUCACUUGACCAAACAGGGAUGUUUCCAAGGUUCAAUCUGACCCAGCUGACAGAGGUAACAACAUCUGUGCUCAAAAGAAUCUCAACAUGCGCACCCCUCAGAGCAGCAUUUGUGAAAAAAUAUCUUGGAAUAUUUGACAGUUAUGUGCAACAAAAAAAUUAUGAAAUGUUAAAUGGAACAAUUUGA
Molecule: messenger RNA, 1098 nt
Organism: Ylistrum balloti
Lineage: Eukaryota; Metazoa; Mollusca; Bivalvia; Pectinida; Pectinidae
Product: NADP-dependent oxidoreductase domain-containing protein 1-like
Exons: 5
Coding region: 1-1098 (365 amino acids)
Biological process (GO): L-proline biosynthetic process
Molecular function (GO): pyrroline-5-carboxylate reductase activity
Source: RefSeq, a predicted model, not a curated record